Molecule: messenger RNA, 4864 nt
Organism: Synchiropus splendidus (mandarinfish)
Lineage: Eukaryota; Metazoa; Chordata; Actinopteri; Syngnathiformes; Callionymidae
Gene: btbd8
Product: BTB domain containing 8
Exons: 19
Coding region: 75-4589 (1504 amino acids)
Molecular function (GO): protein binding
Source: RefSeq, a predicted model, not a curated record
GUCUCCCGGCUGCCUCAUUGGUACACACAUACACACCAGCCGAGAUGUCAACAACGUUGCACACACAGUGAACAAUGAUCACUACAGAUGGAACGAGAGAUUUCCAAGUCAAAGAGCGAAAAUACAAAGAACAACUGAGAAGAUGUUUGUCAUCAGCCUUGGCUGCAGACUUAAACAGAUUGCUGCAAGAGGAGCAGGAGGCUGACGUGUGCCUGUGCAUUGGUUCUGAGUCAGUCCGUGCACACAGAGCCGUCCUGUUGGCCAGAGCUCCUCAUGUCCUGGAGGGAGAGACCAAGAAGGACCCUGGCAAUAUCAAUGUCGGCGACGUCAAUGUUCAUGUCAGUGAUGUCUCUGAACUCAGAGCAUUUAUCAGGCAAGUGUACACAGCGGACCAGAGGAUGUGUUCAACUUCAGCUUCUAAUGAGGACAGCUCUGAGCCAGGUUUAACCUCUGCCAUUUUGGAUAAUUCGUGUGUACCAUCUUCAAAAGGAGUACCUGAACCUGCAUCUGGACUUGGAGCUGACCUGCUGGCUUUGUACAAGAAAGGAGAGCUGUGUGACAUCACUGUCCAUGUAGCUGAUCAGGUCUUUUCCUGCCACAGGGCAAUUCUCUGCGCACGGUCUCAGUACUUCUGCGCCAUGCUGUGCGGCAGUUGGAUGGAGAGCUCCAGACUGGGAAUCACUCUGCAAGGUUUAGGUCCAGAGGAGAUGGAGAUUCUGCUGGAAUUCAUGUAUGGGGCCAUUGUAGACCUACCUAGAGGGGCAAAUGUCAGUCAAGUAUGGCUAGCUGCAGAUAUGCUAGGUUUGGAGGGCCUGAAAGAUGUUGUGGAGAUGGUUCUCAACAGAGAGUACUGCCGCUUCUUCCCGAAGACAGUUGACGGAGUCCAGAAAACUAUCCUGGAAUGCUUGUCCCUCACUCAUGCAUUAGGCCUUAAAAACCUUAAAAUGCUUUGUCGGAGGUGGGUUGCUGAGCAUUUUGUAAAAACUUGGUGUGAGAGGAACUUCUCUCUCUUGUCCCCGGAGCUCCACAGAGAGUGUCUAGCUGCAGUCACAGAGACUAUGACUGUGCAGAAUGCAGUUACCACGCUCUGUGGCAGCGAGCAAUUAAUUGGCAGUUUGCCCGAGGUCAAGUGGGCUCAACAGGUCAAAGGGCUGGCGCUGGAACUGCAGGAGGAGAGUUUGCAGCUUGUCGUCAACAACCUCCCCCGUGUCAUCUACACUCAGGCCUUCCAGGAGCUUCGUAGGCGAGAAGAAUUCACCAGAGAGCCCACCUUGUUGAAGAAGCUGUGUUCAGCUGUCAAAGAACGUGUGUCUGUUGACAACUGCUGUGACCUUUUUGCUGCUGUAUACAUCCUUUGUGGGGACAACGGGGAAGUGGAGUUCCACCUGGAGCAGAAACAAGAAGAGCCUUUUAGGCAGGAGCUGUGUGCACUACGCGGGCGACUCUGGACCUUCCUGCUUCAGACCUUUUAUGCAGUCCGCCACACAGAAGGAUGGGAGAACUUGCCAUCCAAACACAGAGAACGAAUACUAGCAGAUGCUAUUGAUACCGGAGAUAAUCGAAGACUUGGUAAAAAGCCUGUAUUUUCCAGCUCACAGACUCCAAAAUGCACUCUAUCUGCACCUGAGAGCCCACCAGUGCUCCGUACGCAAAGAUUCUCCGAACGAACCGGCCUCAAAUCCCUCAGCUCUGCAUCGGCCAUGAAGUCUGAUAGUUUGGGAGCAGCUACCAAACCCGGGGACAAUCAAACCUCGAAGCCAAAAAGCGUAAAAAAGCUUGGAGAGCGAAGUGUUCCUGCGAAGGCAAAGACAAGUGGACCACCAGUUGUAAAUGGAACAAGCUCCAGACGGGAAGCAUCCAGUGCCAAUGGAUUACGAAGUUCACAUGGAGCUAAAGAAGUGGAAAAGAAGUCAAGUUCUGGUGCGAGACCUAAGACCUCUCCUCCGAGCUGCACAUCUGCAAGUCAGAAAACCCAAAAGGGCUCGAUUGCGAGGGCUGACAGCAGUGCUGGCACCAGCCGAACUGUGCCCAGUGUUUCAUCCACAUCAGAGAGUGCCUCGCCUGAGAACGGUGCCAGCAGCUCUCGGAACGACGGCCUCACCCUUCUAGGAGCUAAGCCAAAGCAGGCUAAAGUGGCGAGCAAAUCUCCACUGACAAAACCUCUGCAGAACACAGAUUCAACAAAGAGCAGCAGUUCCACCUCUAAGUUGAGUUCAAGAGAUGUGGCUAAAGUCAAGUCGGGUGCAGCAUCAUCAGCUCGGGUGGACACAAAGGCUAGAGGAACUGCAGACAGCCAAGCCUCAAGGCCUGGAUCCUCUUUGAAGAAGCCAGCUUCACCAAGCAAGGAUAGUUCAAAGUCCUCUACAACAGAUAAAACCAUCAUGGAAAGUUCUAAGAAGAAAACAAAGCCACUGUCUGCCAGUGGGGUGUCCACCAAACCUCCCAAAUCCUCUCCAGCUCCUUCAAAACCAUCUCCAGCAGUGGCUACCAAGUCCGGGCCAAGGCCAAAAAAUAGCCGUGAAUUAUCCACAGAGAAGGCUCCGCAAAAAGUUGGAGGAGCUCCCAAAGGUUCAAUGUCUGCGGCAUUGAAGAAUGCAGGACUGAAAGGAAAAGAUGCUCCCAGCGUUAAAAGUGAAGACUCUAAGAUUGAAUGUGCUGAAGCUAAACAUUCUCUGAAGGUUGUAGAGCGAGCUCCUUCUGCCCCAACAGAUCCAAGACAGGACAACCUCGAAGAAACAAGUGUUAAGAAGAGACCUGAAGAGACUGAAAGAAGCACGACUCAGGAUUUAGGAGAUGAAGAUUUCACUCCAGUGGUUGAUGACGUCAGUGAUAAAUCCUAUGAUCACAAGGCUAAACAGUCAGAAGAAAACACAGAGAAAGAGACUCCCAGUGCCGUCCUCCCUGCUCAUGUGACUGCUCCCCAAAUUCCCAUCAUCAGUUCUCCAAACUCCCUUAAAGACUCAGAUCGGCCCAUCGACACUCCAUGUAGUGUAGAAAGCAGUGGAACACCUCUGGAAGACUCGUGGACAGGCACACAACAUCAGAUCAGCCCUGAAUCCGAGACGGCGAGCACACAUACUACCUCCUCUGACGACAUCAAGCCUCGCUCUGAGGACUACGAUGCCGGUGGGUCACAGGACGACGACUUCUCCACUGACAGAGGCGUUUCCAAGUGCGGCACCAUGCGUUGUCAUGACUUCCUGGGGCGAAGUAGCAGUGACACAAGCACUCCUGAAGAGCUCAAGAUGUAUGAAGGCGCCGCUGGAUUGAAAGUGGAAGUGCGUAUGCGUGGUCGGGAUGUGGAGACCACCAGUGACGAAGAAGGAGUGAGAAGAAGGCCUCGCUCUUGGUAUCAAAGAGAUGACACUCAUCUUCAAGAAGGCCACGUGGAACUUCAGCAGCCAGUGGCUGUUAACAGUGUCCAUGAGCAACAUAUCUCGUCCGAUGAUGAAGAAGAAGAGGAGACUGAAGAAGAGAGGUCAGAAGUUGAGGUGGUCCCAGGUCGAGGCCCUGCUCAUCCAACCGAGCCUUCACCACAGUUCCAGGGUAUUAUCAACUUAGCAUUUGAUGAUGACACAGCAGACCAGGAGAACGAGGCUAAGGAGUUUCAGUCUGCACAAACCUUCCGACGCUCAGUGCUGCUCUCUGUGGAUGAAUGUGAGGAGUUGGGAUCCGAAGAAGGAGGCACCCAGACUCCGCCUGAACGGGAAACCCCCACUCCUUGUGAUGUCUUCGACUCUAACCCUACAGCACUCGGGUCAGAUGUUACUCAUUCAGUUGUUCCACAAAUUCCGUCCCCUCUUCAGAGUGAAGGCACAGAUGAGAAGCAGCAGGAGGAGCAAAUCGAGGACUCGUCAGUCUUCCUCACAGAGGUGGAGAACAACCAUGUUGAGGAGCUGAACAGUGGAGUGCUUGAAACCACCAAUCUUCCUCCACAGGAGCGACCUAGUCACCUAGAUCUGCAGCACACAGAGCAGUACAGCAGCAGAGGACUACACAAAGGUCACCUCCCAGAAAACAAGAAAGCCGAUUUACAUCUUGACUUAAAAGAAGCCGAGCUGGCAGGAGAAUCUCCUGUUAAUUCUGCACAGUCCCUAACAGGGGACAUGGGUUGUGAGAGACUGGAUCAAACCGGCAAACUUGACCGCACACCAUCCAAAGCCCUCUCUCCCAUUUACGAGUUGGACGUGGCAGAGGUGUUUGACAAGGACACUGCUGGUAGUCAGCAGGAUGAGAAGCUGAGAGACGAUGAUGAUGAUGAGAAAAGCAGCGAGUUUGCUGAGCGGGACUGGAGCUUGCUCAGGCAACUUCUCUCCGACCACGAGUCCAAUCUGGGAGUUAUAAACCCUGUUCCUGAAGAGCUCAACCUGGCCCAGUACCUCAUCAAGCAAACUCUGUCCCUGUCGCGCGAAUGUGUCGACUCUCAGGCCUUCCUGUCACCGGAGAAGGAGAGUUUUAAACGGUGGGCGGAGCUCAUCUCACCCAUGGAGGACUCUUCCACCAGCAUCACUGUGACCAGCUUCUCUCCUGAAGAUGCUGCCUCCCCACAGGGAGAAUGGACUAUCGUGGAACUUGAGACUCACCAUUGACAAACACGCUUCUCAAGGGACUUGAAACAUCUUCCGUAAUUUAUGAAAAACUCAUAGCAAUUUCUACAACUUCUUUGCAUUCCUUUUCCAGUGGCCCUCAGUGGCUAGUUUGCCCUUGGAGUCCAUGCAUGCUGAUGAUUUCAUGUUUUAUUGGGUCAAUGUUGCUUCAGUACACUGAAAUAAUAUCAGAUAUGAAUAUUGCUGAGCUUUGUCUCAUGUCAGUCUUAAAAAAAAAAAAGACUUGAAUGGCUUUUCAGAAAAGAAAUAUCACUGCC